Galleria mellonella (greater wax moth) is the source of this 2527-nucleotide messenger RNA. RefSeq lists its product as uncharacterized. Gene Ontology annotation, molecular function: protein dimerization activity; DNA binding. The record is from RefSeq and is a predicted model, not a curated record. The coding region runs from base 401 to 2272 and encodes 623 amino acids. The transcript is spliced from 2 exons. NCBI's taxonomy places the organism in Eukaryota, Metazoa, Arthropoda, Insecta, Lepidoptera, Pyralidae.
CUUAUAUCUUAUGAAAUAUACGGAAGAGAUACGGACUUAGAAAAAACAGAAAUGUUGUUCUUUGUGGAAGUCAUUGAUGAAAUUCUAUGUAUUUUAGCCCGCAAACUUUCUUCAAACAAAAACAGCGCCAUCUAGUAUCGAGUUCUGUAAUUAUCUCUUUGUUUAUGGAUUUGAAGUAAGACCGCCACGCAUGCAAUACAUUAUGACUGGGGAUUCCCCUAUUCGUCGACGCUGAAUAUGAGGCGACGACAAUCACUGUCAAACGUGUUCACUAUUACUCUGACUCUGGUAACGUGACUUCCUGGUAACGUGUUAGGUAGGAAAAGCAGUAAAAAAGUGCAUAUUAAGGGAGCAGAUUUGAAAUAAUAUUUAUACUUAACAAGAAAUAAUUAAAGGUUCAAUGGGGAGACCUAAAGAUUUACGCAUAUGGGAGCACUACCGUACUUUACCAAACAAGUCUGUUUCUUGCAAGCUUUGUAAUAAGGUCUACAAAUUCAGUAAUGCUGCCAAAAUGCUUCAACAUCUUAUCACUUGUCCAAAAUCUCCAGAAACAUUAAAAGACUCUAUGAAACUUAUAAAAGAUAGCUCGUCCAAAACCAAAAUGUCUGGACUGUCAGAGAUAGAGACAAAUGAUUCUUUUAUAAGCCCCUCGUCGUCUGCUAACACUACAAUAAAUGCUGAGUUUCAAGACACCGAUGAUCAUAUAAAAACAGAAUUAGCGAGAGCUAUAUUUGUAACAGGGACGCCAUUAUCGAUGGUGCAACAUCCUUUAUGGAUACAAUUUUUCGAAAAAUUGCAACCAAAAUUUAAAAUACCUUCACGUAAAGCUUUAGCGACAAAAUACUUAGAUAAAAUAUAUAGAGAAAUGCGUUUUGAGUUAAAUGAGGAACUAAAUGCUUGUAGUUACUUACACCUUCAGUGCGAUGGCUGGUCUAAUUUAAGAAAUGAAGGAAUAAUAAACUUUCUUAUAUCAAAACCUCAACCUGCAUACGUUAAAAGUUUGAAUACAGAAAGUAAUCCUCACACUAGUGAAUACCUUAGCCAAGAAGUUGAAAAAGUAAUGAAAGUGUAUGGAGCAAAUAAGUUUCUUGUACUUAUUGGCGAUAACGCUAGAAAUAUACAAAAGGCAUUCGAAUUAACAAAACUCAAAUAUCCACAUGUUGUUCCUCUCGGUUGCUGUGCACAUAUCCUUAACUUGUUGUGCCAAGAUAUUGUAAAGAUACAAGAAGUAACUGUGUUUAUUAUGCAAGCCAUAAAUAUAAUAAAAACUGUUAAAAGGAGUCAACGAUUAAGUUCCUUGUUGAUAAAAUCAAGGCAGGGUGAAGAUUCUACACAAACACUAAAAUUGCCUUGUGCUACAAGAUGGGGAAGUCAUGUUACUUCGUUAAAAAGUUUGAAAGCAAAUAAGAUAGCUUUGCAAAUAUUAACAGUUAGAGAAGAUGUGGUAAUUUCAAGAGAUAUUAAAGAUUUAAUUCUAAGUGAUGAUUUCUGGACGAAGACAGGGGAAUGUAUAAGUAUUUUGGAACCAGUCACUGAAAGCAUAUUUUACUUAGAGAGCGACCAGAAUCGUUUGCAUCGCACAUACAUUACAUUUAGAGAUGUACAAGCUAAGAUACGUUUUGCAUUAAAUGAGAUUUCGACAUUGAGCGAAGAAAGCAAACAGCAGAUUCUAACAUCAGUAUCUUCAAGAUGCAAUAUGGCAAUGAGGCCAAUACAUUUUGCAGCAUAUAUUCUAGACCCCAGGACUCUAGGAGUCGAACUUACUCAAGAGGAAGAACUUAAGGGUAUGGAGUUUAUCUACAAUUUAAGCCAACACUUAAGUUUGUCAAAUGUAAUGGCAGAUUUGGCGUGUUAUAAAGCUAAAGAAAACUUUUGGGCCAGAGGAUUUGUAUGGAGCUCAUUAGAUAGCAUUGAGCCCCUAAUAUGGUGGAAAGGUAUUUGUGGUUCCACUGAGUUAAGCAAAGUAGCGAUUCGUAUUCUAUCAGCUCCCUGUACUUCGGCAGCCACUGAGCGUUCCUUUAGUAUCCAAGGCUACAUACAUAAUAACAAAAGAAAUCGACUUACAACUGAAAGAACUGAAAAAAUUUCAUUCAUUUGUUAUAACUGGAAUCUUAAACAUAAAGCUGAAUGCGAGGACAUUCAGUUUAAUGAAGAAAAUACCUUAGAAGCUUUCAUUGAGCAAGUAAAUGAACAUAACAGUUUAGACGAAAUAGAGCCUAUCGAACCUAUACAAUUCAUCGCUUGUAAUAACUCUGAAUCUGACAGUGAUUGACUGUAGUUUUACAUUUUACUUUCAUCUCUUUCUUAAUAAACUCAAAAUCAAAUUAAAAGUUUUUUAUUCUGUAGGCUGCAUAAUAAUAUUGUCUAUGUCCAGUAUAGUGGACGUCUUGCGGCUGAGAUGACGAUGAUGAAGUACAAAAUCAUAAACACCCAAAAAUUUGGGUGUUUAUGGGGUUUAAACCCAAUAAACCCAAAACACCCGGUUUUUACCCACCAGACUUUAAACCCACCCAGGUGGAUUGCCCAU